This is a messenger RNA of Periconia digitata, 402 nucleotides long. Lineage: Eukaryota; Fungi; Ascomycota; Dothideomycetes; Pleosporales; Periconiaceae. The record is from the annotation of a GenBank genome assembly.
GAACUGGAUGGUGAAGGCGAGGAAGAAGAAGAAAUCGAACUUGAGAAGGGCGAUGUAAAUCUGUUGGUUCUGUCAGCGAAAAUUGUUCCUCGCCUUGCUUUUGCUCUGUUGGCGUAAGGAUGCUGUGGGCCGUACCUGAUUGUCCAGGCGAACUCAUCGUACAGCUUCCAAGCUUGAAAGGCGAAUGCGAGAGUAGCGACGGCCAUCAGAAUUGGCAGUGUAAUCAGCUCGGCACGGAUCUCGGGCCAUACAUCCAGAUUAGGAUACCGAUGUUGUACAUGACCAGGCCAAUAACCUGAAUGGUGUUUUUCUGGCUCAAUGCGUCGUAGACAAGAACGACUUGGUAUAUGAAGCCGAACAUGAACACGGCCAGAUAUGUUGGGAUGGUGCGAACUUCGCUAU